This is a messenger RNA of Camelina sativa (false flax), 1619 nucleotides long. RefSeq lists its product as uncharacterized. NCBI's taxonomy places the organism in Eukaryota, Viridiplantae, Streptophyta, Magnoliopsida, Brassicales, Brassicaceae. The record is from RefSeq and is a predicted model, not a curated record.
GAACCAAGAAUAAAACCAAAACCGAGCCACUACUCAAUUUGGUGAUUUGGCAAAAGUCUACGGUUUACGGUUAAGAAUAAAAAAUCACUAUACAAAUAGAAAGUGUUAGGGUUAAGGAUUAGUUUAAUCGCUUUGGUUGCCCCAAGAGAUACAGAGAAAAAGGCUAGACGACAGUUGUUGCUUGCGGCUAUGGUGGCGUUGAAUAUUCAAGACGGUGUCUCCGACGACUUUGACUACGAACAAUGGGCUCCAAUCACCAAAACCAGACUCAUGGAGGAUGAAGUUUGGGAAGUCGUUCAAACCGGAGUCUCCCCAAAUCCAACGAAGAUCCCAGCCUUAGCGGCUACCAUUAAACCCCUAGAUCUCGCACUAUGGAGGAACCGUGUUAACAAAGACAACACAGCGCUCAAGAUAAUGCAAUCAUCUCUCCCUGAUUCGGUUUUCAGGAAAACAAUCUCGGUCGCUUCGUCCAAGGAACUUUGGGAUUUGCUCUACAAAGGCAACGGUACGGAAGAAGCAAAGAUACGUAGGUUAGAGAAGCAGUUGGAAAAUCUUGAGAUGGAUGAAGAAGAACAUAUGGAUUUGUACUUGAAGAGAGUUGCGAAACUCAUUGACGGGUUCUACGGUUUGGGAAAACAACCAGACGAUGAGAAGCUUGUCGCUAAGCUAAUAGCUUCGCUGCCAGAGCGAUACGAGGAUUGUAUUCCUCUGUUGGAGGAGUUCAUGACUCUUCCUGAUUUGACAUCUCGCGAUCUUCUCACGGUUUUGGGAAGGUAUGGUGAUGAUCCUAGAACUAUGCCUGAGGAGUUAAAGAAGUUCAUUGACUUUCUUAGAAAAGCCUGGGCUGACGAGGAGAUGUGGUGUGACGUGUGCGAGAGGGACAAUCAUAACGAAGAAGACUGUUAUUACAAACCUAAGGUAGUGAACUCUAGGAAUCUGCAAGGUGCGGCGGCAACACAACAACAAGCUCAGAUGAAUCAAAAGAAGAUCCAAAAACCCGAGCAUCUGAUGUUAGCGGUACCUGUUACUGGUUUGAGAUAUGAUAUGAAUCUGUGGUUGGUACACCCCGCUACCACGAAUCACAUGACUCCAUAUGAGAAGUUUUUCACGACUUUGGACCGAUCGUACAGAGCUAGGGUUGGACUGGUGGACGGGAGGGUAAUCAUGGUACACGGGAAAGGAGAUGUCAUGUUUAUGACCAAGGGAGGGAAGAAGAGGAUCAGGAAUGUGCUUUUUGUUCCCGGGAUCGACAAAAACGUGUUGAGUGUUUCUCAGAUGACUGCUGACGAAGGCGGUUCAGUAAUGAUGGAUGGAGAAAAAUGCAUUAUUAAGAAUGAAGGUGGGAAAGUAUUUGGAGAAGAUUGGGUGGAUGAGAGGAGAGGAUAUGUUAUGCGUUUGCAGGUGAUUAAAGAAGGUAUUAGGCAUUAGAGGUAUCAGUCUUUUAUGUGGUCGCUUAGUUUGGUUUUAUUCUGUUUUCAAGUUUCUUUUGUCUAAGAAUAAGAAUGCUAAAUAACAUUCUGCUAGGACGGUUUGGUUUUUAAUCUAGUUUGUUGGGAAACCAUUUUGUAUUUCACAAUGCAAUGCUUGCUAAUGGUGAAAGUAAACGAUUCUAGUAGAAA